Molecule: messenger RNA, 456 nt
Organism: Guillardia theta CCMP2712
Lineage: Eukaryota; Cryptophyceae; Pyrenomonadales; Geminigeraceae
Exons: 6
Source: RefSeq, a predicted model, not a curated record
GAAGGAAUCUCUCUCAUCGUCGGUGGAGGUUUCCACGGCAAAUCUACUUUGCUCCAGGCACUGCAGCAAGGCAUCUACAAUCACAUUCCUGGUGAUGGACGAGAGCUUGUGGUCACCAACCCACAUGCCGUGACGAUCAGAGCUGAAGAUGGAAGGAGCAUACAGAAUGUCAACAUAUCUCCUUUCAUUCAAAAUCUUCCAUUCGGAAGACCAACCGUAGAUUUUUGCACCUCCGACGCUUCCGGAAGUACUUCCCAGAUGGAAAUGAUUGUGCUGCUGCUGCUGCUGAUCAUGAUUUUCCAUCGUCGGCUUUUCUUUGACCCUCAACCAGUUGGAGCCCAAGUCCUGCUUAUCGAUGAAGAUACCGCGGCAACGAACUUUAUGAUAAGGGACGAUAGGAUGACGAAACUUGUUGCCUCCUCCAAAGAACCGAUUACACCUUUCAUUCAAAAGGUG